GUUUUAGAAUAUUGUAGAAAAUCACAUUAGGCCACAAAAAAUCAGAAAUAUCUUAAAGUGUAAAAAGACAACACAAAUUUCUUAUCCAAAAUCUGCCACCACAUUGGCUUCCAGUUCCCUCCUCCAUCCAAUUGUAUACAUUCACGAUCAUAUAUCUAUAUCUUCCAUUUCUCUUAGCUCUCUCCAUCGCCAUGGCUGCUGCAGUAAGCGUCGCUGUCUCCCUUCCAUCUUCCAAAUCCACUCUAAUCUCAACUAGACCAUCCCUCCUCUCUCAGGAUCGUGUCUCCUUCACCAAGGUGCCAUAUUACAAAAAUGUGUCAACAAACGGUAAACCACUAUCAAUUAGAGCCCAAAUCACAACAGAGGCUGAAGCUGCAGCACCUGCUAAAGUAGAGAAAGUUUCAAAGAAACAAGAAGAAGGUGUAGUUACAAACAAAUACAAACCAAAGGAACCAUACAUCGGUAGGUGCCUUCUCAACACCAAGAUCACCGGUGAUGACGCCCCUGGUGAAACUUGGCACAUGGUUUUCAGCACAGAGGGUGAGAUCCCAUAUAGAGAAGGGCAAUCUAUUGGCGUAAUUCCAGACGGGAUUGACCCCAAGAACGGAAAACCACACAAACUGAGAUUGUAUUCCAUUGCUAGCAGUGCUCUUGGUGACUUUGGAGACUCUAAAACCGUAUCUCUAUGUGUGAAAAGACUUGUCUACACGAAUGACAAAGGCGAAGAAGUCAAAGGAGUUUGCUCUAACUUCUUGUGUGACUUAAAGCCUGGAGCCGAGGUGCAAAUAACUGGUCCGGUAGGAAAAGAAAUGCUCAUGCCAAAGGAUCCUAACGCUACUGUCAUAAUGCUUGCAACAGGAACUGGGAUUGCUCCAUUCCGCUCAUUUAUGUGGAAAAUGUUCUUUGAGAAGCAUGAAGACUAUCAGUUCAAUGGGUUGGCAUGGCUCUUUUUAGGUGUUCCCACAAGUAGUUCCUUGUUAUAUAAAGAGGAAUUUGAGAAGAUGAAGGAGAUGAAACCAGAUAACUUAAGAGUUGACUUUGCGGUGAGCCGAGAACAAACCAACGAGAAGGGUGAAAAGAUGUACAUUCAAACCAGAAUGGCUCAAUACGACAGGGAAUUAUGGGAGUUACUCAAGAAAGACAACACCUUCGUGUAUAUGUGCGGGCUUAAGGGUAUGGAGAAGGGUAUUGAUGACAUUAUGACCACAUUGGCUGCUGAAGAUGGCAUUGAGUGGGCAACAUACAAGAAGCAGUUGAAGAAAGAAGGGCAAUGGAAUGUGGAGGUUUACUAAAUGGCGUUUUUCGCUUCUUGUACAAAUGCAGCCCUCUCUUUGUAGAUAGGAUAAAAAGACAUGUUUCGCACACGCAUUUAAAGGGAUGUGGAGUAGAUAAUGAGGAGGCUAUGUGAGAGCGCUUCACCAAUUAGACGAAUGUAAUAAUGGUAUGUUGGUAAUAUAUGUCAUUGCUUUUGCUUUCAUGUAUCGAUGGGUUCUUGUACGACGCAGUUUGACAUUGGUAUGUACUCGUUUUUGGUGGUUAUGAUGGAUCUCUAUUCUCUAUGUUCCUAAAACCUGGCUGUUAAAGGUUGGUAGUUAAUCAACAUCAUAUAUAUGAAUAGUGUAUUGAAACAA
Messenger RNA from Helianthus annuus (common sunflower), 1631 nucleotides. RefSeq names its product ferredoxin--NADP reductase, leaf-type isozyme, chloroplastic. Gene Ontology annotation, molecular function: oxidoreductase activity. NCBI's taxonomy places the organism in Eukaryota, Viridiplantae, Streptophyta, Magnoliopsida, Asterales, Asteraceae. The coding region runs from base 192 to 1292 and encodes 366 amino acids. The transcript is spliced from 10 exons. The record is from RefSeq and is a predicted model, not a curated record.